Messenger RNA from Alternaria alternata, 1814 nucleotides. RefSeq lists its product as hypothetical. The record is from RefSeq and is a predicted model, not a curated record. The transcript has a single exon. NCBI's taxonomy places the organism in Eukaryota, Fungi, Ascomycota, Dothideomycetes, Pleosporales, Pleosporaceae. The coding region runs from base 480 to 1775 and encodes 431 amino acids.
CUCCUGUCAAAGUACAACUUCACACUCACCUAAGUCUUGUGUUGAUUUCCGCACAGCAUUCAUGGAUUAUGAUGAUAGGAGUCGCCAUAGAAGAGAGGAGCUCAACACGCGUGCUAGCAACAGUGCGACGGGACUGCAUGCAUCGAGAGCGCUCUGGGAGACCAUUACAUGUAUCCAAGCUCCAAGGAAGGCAAUACGAUUUUCAGUUUCACCUUCACUCAUUCUCACAAGAUGACUUAUUUGAUGGUUGCCUGAGGCCUACUAUUGUUUCCAUGUGUAGAGUGACUUCGUAUUCUCCACUGUCACUACGCUAGCAGUUACUAUGGUGAGCACAUCGCUAUCCUUAUAGAGCUGACCUACCCAAGGUGGGUACAACUUCUUGCUUGCUUCAUGCUCAACGCUAUCUGAGUAUGGCCUUUUCUAGCCUCUGCAAGUAGCAGCACAACUCCCCUACGGCCAUGCAGCGUCCACCGAGCCCAAUGUCGAUGUAUACUGGCUCGCCGAGCUCGAAAGGCAAGAACAAGCGCGCAAUAGACGAAAGUCCUCCAGCUACCGACCGACCCCAACAGCCAUCCAAGAUCGACAGUAAUGCGCCCCGCAUCCUCCGCCGCUAUCAACACCGCCGUCGCAAUGUCGCUACUGAGGUAUGGGGCCCCGAAAUACCUUCUACAACCUCACCCCGAGCCUUCGCCGAUGCACCAGCCCCAAAACAGCCUUUCAGCGUCUACAAGGCUAUCCUUCGACAUCCGAACCUCUUCUUCCAGUUUGCGCUCCGCCUGCCUUACCCUUCCAUCAUCGACCUCUAUGCCAUCGACAAAGAGUUUCAUUAUCGCUUAAAUCUAUACAGUGUCUCCCUGAUACACGACUAUGCUCGCUACCAUGCACCGCUCGCAGGUUACAUCUUCAGCUGGGUACUGUAUCCACGACUAUGCAUUUCAGACCCUAUGCUCAGACCCAUGGACGGACGAGAGUGGCUGGCGCGCGAUGUACCGGGUUUUCGCUGGGUGGGCAUGAUACUCUGGCGCCAAAAGAUUGUACGCAGUAUUCUCACAACACUAGGUUUGGAAGGUCAUCGCGUACCGGCCAGCUGCGAGGGUGCGCUGAUGAAGUUCUGGGGUCUGAUGGAGUUAAACACCACGAAACUGCGCCUUUCCUUCCUCGAUGACGCGGAUAUCUGGACAGACAUCGAUAUCAUCAGCAUUCAGCUCUUCUUCGUCAAACUCGACAUGCGCUUCUCCGACCCAAUUCUCGGGAACGGCGUCUGUCAGCUAGGAUCGCUGCUGCUUGGCCAGAGAAGUUUGGAAACGCUGUGGAAAGUGUUGAGCGGAAAGUUGAAGUUGGACUAUGACAACACGAGCGACAUCGUCGUGAAGACGUACCUCAACGAAGAUCUUGACGUCGAAGCACAUCCCUGGCUCGAAGACGAAGGCGAUACUGGCGUUCCAGAGGAGCUGUGGGGUCUGCUGAGUCUUGAAGGCUGGCACGAGGACGGCGUACAAAUGAUGCAUGCCGUAGAUAUGGUCAUCACUGAGGGUGUGAGAAGAGGGCUCAAUGUGCAGCAGCACUACCUAGACUUUGUCCUUUACGGUUGGGUAGAUGAGAAAACUGGGGAGAAUGUCCCGAUACCAAGGCAGUUGAGGAAGGACAAAAAAGUAAUAAUGCCGAGUAAAGGCUGGCCGUCAAAAGAAUUACGACAGGAUAUGAUCGAGAAGCUGGACGUGCGCUUUGGGUUGAGGGGAGGAGACGAUGGCAAUGCGAUAGACCUGAGCACUUGAAAGGGUACCGAAUUUUGACAAACUGACACAACCUUCAAU